GUGAAGAGUAUGGAUUCUGAAGAAGAGAUGCUUAAAAUCUUAUUUAAACAAGAACAUGGAUUUUUAAUUUCAAAGAUUAUGUUUACUGCCUGUGAGUUGGGAGUAUUUGAUCUGUUUUUGGAGUCAGAAGACACCUUGACCUCCGCAGCUAUCGCUGAACGCCUGGGCACCAGCAACGUGGGAAUGGAGAGGCUGCUGGAGGCCUGUGUGGGUUUAAAGUUACUAAGACUAGAGAAGAAGGACAAUGAAGGUCUUUAUGGAAACACAGACCUUGCCAACCUCUGCCUUGCUAAAUCAAGCCCUAAGUCUCAGUAUCAAUACAUGAAGUUCUGCUCUGAGCACUUCUAUCCAAAUUUAGAGUACUUGGCACAGGCUGUGAGGGAAGGAAAAGAACAGAUCCAAUCAAUAUGUGGCACUUCAGAAAAAGAUUUUUAUAAAGCCACGAGCAGUUCAAAGGAAGAACUGCAAAGAUUCUCCAGUGCCCUCGAGGAUGCCUGGAGUCUGUAUGGUGAGGAAGUAAUGUCUGCAAUGGAUCUUUCUUGUUUCCACAUUGUUUGUGAUUUGGGAGGAUGUAGUGAUGCGUUUGCGAAAAAAUAUAUUUCAUUGUACCCAAAUUCUACUGUGACCAUUUUUGACCUACCUGAAGUGGUGGAAACAACAAAGCAUCUUGCGUCAUCUGAGGAACAGCGGAUUACUUUCCAGGGUGGUGAUUUUUUUAAUGAUCAAGUUCCAGAAGCUGAUCUGUAUACAUUGGCUAGAGUUCUUCAUGGCUGGGAUGAUGAGAAAUGUGUAACUCUGCUAACUAAAUUAAACAAGGCCUGUAAACCUGGAGGUGGUGUGUUAAUAGUGGACACAAUUCUCAAUGAAGACAGAAAUGGGCCUUUAGAAGCCCACAUCUACUCCAUACUGAUGUUGCUUUACACUAAAGGAAAAGCACGGACCUCAUCUGAGUACAAUGCACUCCUUGGUGCAGCUGGCUUCAAGGUGAUUCAGUUCAAGAAAGGAAGACUCUUUGGUGUUGUUUUGGGAAGAAAAUAAAGUGAUCUCUCCAUUCUUAUUCAAGACCUUAAAGAGGGAUGGGAAGCUUUUGGCUGUUUGGAUGUUGUUGGACUCCACUUACUCUCAUCUCCCGAGUGGGUACCUGGCCAAUGGUGA
Sceloporus undulatus (fence lizard) is the source of this 1155-nucleotide messenger RNA. Its product is annotated as acetylserotonin O-methyltransferase-like. The coding region runs from base 10 to 1038 and encodes 342 amino acids. NCBI's taxonomy places the organism in Eukaryota, Metazoa, Chordata, Lepidosauria, Squamata, Phrynosomatidae. The record is from RefSeq and is a predicted model, not a curated record. Gene Ontology annotation, biological process: methylation; melatonin biosynthetic process. The transcript is spliced from 8 exons. Gene Ontology annotation, molecular function: acetylserotonin O-methyltransferase activity.